AUGUCUUCAACUGAUUCCAUGGAAGUAUCUCCCGCGCCGCCGUCGCUGUUUGAAGAGAAUAACGACAUCCAAUGGCUUCAAGAGAGCGCCGCUACAGUUACUCUGCCUGAUAAUGCGACGUUACAGGAAAUUCAGUGGUCAGAACUACCACCACCGGAGCUGGUUCCUGUAACUGUCAACGAACCGAGCCCCGUCUACACUGCCGGCCCACCUGUCUACAACCAACAGAAGUUCAACUUUCCGAGCGGCAUCGACCCCGUCAACACUUACAAUCCUCCAACAUACAUGGAUAUUUCGUUUGUGAGCCAACCUACUACCAGUUUCCUUAAUCCAAAUGGAACUGCAGUGGUAAAUGGAUUGCCGAACGGAACCAGUCCUCGUCCCAUGUUGCCGAAUGGGACUUUUGUAAACAACCCAAAUAGCUGGAUGCCAAAUCUGAACCCAAAUCGCCUUAUGACACGAUCUGGAUGGAGCCAAAAUGAAGUUAAAGGUGCCAAGUCUGCAAAUAUCGUUCGGAAACCUAAACGCGUCCGUACAGCUUUCAGCACCCAGCAAAUAAUGGAACUUGAGCAAGAAUAUGUUAGGACGCGGUACUUGGACCGCGAUCGCCGCAUAAAACUUGCCGAGAUACUCAAACUGAACGAACGUACCAUCAAGAUCUGGUUUCAGAACCGUCGCAUGAAGGAGAAGAAAGACAAGGCUGAGAUGCUUGAAGCUUCUUCUUCAAGCACAACUGAUUCCUCAGCGGAUCUGACUACUAUGCCGAUUAUUCAUCAAGAACAACUAGAUAAGGCUUUUAAUGGGAACGUCUACAUGGAGUAUCCAGUAGUUUCUCCUCCAAAUCUGGUAGCUGGUCCGACAAUGUCUAUGGGUCAGCCGACGCAGGGCAUAACGAUGGGUAGCUAUGCUUAUGUGCCAGAAGGCUAUAACUACAGACAAAUGCAUUUGCAAAUGCAAUACCCUACGCUGUUUGAAGAGGCUAACGAAAACCAAUGGCAUCAAGAGAGCGCCGCUACUCUGCCUGAUAAUGUGACGUUACAGCAAAUACAGUGGUCAGAACUACCACCACCGGAGCUGGUUCCAGUAACUGUCAGCGAACCGAGCCCCGUCUACACUGCCGGCCCAACUGUAUCCUUAUGA
Pectinophora gossypiella (pink bollworm) is the source of this 1140-nucleotide messenger RNA. Its product is annotated as pancreas/duodenum homeobox protein 1-like. The transcript is spliced from 3 exons. The coding region runs from base 1 to 1140 and encodes 379 amino acids. NCBI's taxonomy places the organism in Eukaryota, Metazoa, Arthropoda, Insecta, Lepidoptera, Gelechiidae. Gene Ontology annotation, cellular component: nucleus. Gene Ontology annotation, biological process: regulation of transcription by RNA polymerase II. The record is from RefSeq and is a predicted model, not a curated record. Gene Ontology annotation, molecular function: DNA-binding transcription factor activity, RNA polymerase II-specific; RNA polymerase II cis-regulatory region sequence-specific DNA binding.